Molecule: messenger RNA, 2514 nt
Organism: Ornithodoros turicata
Lineage: Eukaryota; Metazoa; Arthropoda; Arachnida; Ixodida; Argasidae
Product: kanadaptin-like
Exons: 14
Coding region: 150-2297 (715 amino acids)
Molecular function (GO): mRNA binding; protein binding; RNA endonuclease activity producing 5'-phosphomonoesters, hydrolytic mechanism
Source: RefSeq, a predicted model, not a curated record
CCAACAAAUUUUCAAGAUGGCUCCCACUUGAAGUAGCGUUUUGAUUUCGUGUUGUGAGAUAUUCUUCUCAAUCUCACCAAAAACAACCCUGGCCGCGACUUUUCACCACUUUCAAACGAGAAGCUAGGUUCAAAACCUACACCUCAGCGAUGAACAUCAUGGAUACGGAAGUUUCAACCACAACAGACAGCGAAAGACCCGACGACCCAGAUGUAAACACUAACGGAGACAUGGUAACGUCGUCCACAUCUGAUGCAAGCACAAGACCCGUGGAAGAGGACGACAGUUCUGAGGUGUCUUCCUCCGACGCUAGGCCUUCUAAAGAAUCGUUUAAAUUGCCUAUCCUAACCGGGCCAAGGCCUGGGAAACAGAAAAGCCUGAAAACAGGCGCCAAACCUCUGCCCGAAUGCACCGAUUUACCCCUUCCAUCGUCUGCGUCGGAAGAUUUUGAAAAAGAACCCGAAUCAAGUUCAUCGUCCAAGCCGACGUCUUCGAAUAUUCCCUACGAGGAACCUCCCUGGAGUGGAAUACCUGACCGUCCAUACAGUUUCCAAGUGCUCAAAAGUGGAGUGAUAGUGUCAUCCGUUGAUCUGGAUAAACCGUUUAUGGUUGUCGGCCGCAAGGAGGACUGCGACAUUGUCAUGGAACACCCGUCCAUAUCUAGAUAUCAUGCCGUUGUUCAGUACAGAGCCGUACAAGGCGAACCGAAGAAAUCUGGCUUUUACGUUUACGACCUCGACAGUACUCACGGCACCUGCGUGAACAAGAAUCAGGUCCGACCGCGCUCUUACACAAAGAUCAGUGUCGGCCACAUCGUCAAGUUUGGCGGAAGCACCCGCGGAUUCCUGUUGGAGGGACCCGAGGACGACCAAGAAGAGGAAUCUCCGUUGACAGUUACAGAGAUCAAGGCCCUGCGGAAGAAACAUGAAGAGGAAAUGAAACGACAGGAGGCUGAAGAAAAGGCGAAAGAGGAGGCAGCGAAGGCCAAACAAGAAGAAGAAGGAAUAAGCUGGGGAAUAGACGACGAUGCUGAAGAUGAGGAUCCUUGUGCUGAAAACCCCUUUGCGUCAUUGGCAUCGAACGAAGAACUGUACGUGGACGACCCAAAGAAGACAUUGCGGGGAUGGUUCGAAAGAGAAGGUUAUGAGUUGCAGUAUAACGUCGAGGAAAAAGGAUACAGCCACUUUGUCUGCACAAUCGACCUUCCUGUCGACUCGCCAACAGGGGAACCUGUCGUCGCCGAAGCAUCCGUGAAGGGCAAAAAGAAGGAAGCAGUGAUCGCCUGCGCAUUAGAAGCGUGUAGGAUUCUGGACCGGUACGGCGAACUCCGCAAGGCUCACCACGAGGGGAGGAAGCGGAAGGAGAAGAACUGGGAGGAGAACGACUUUUACGACAGUGACGAAGACACUUUCUUGGAUCGGACGGGAACGAUCGAGAAGAAGAGAGAGAUGCGGAUGAAAAUGGCAAAGAAGGAGAACGAGGUGGAGACGUACGAUACGUUGGUUGAGAAGCUACGCAAAGUUGAACGAGAGAUUAUGGAAAUACAGCAGAAACUAGAAGCCAGCAAACAGGCCGCCAAAGAUGCAGAAACUGGAGCCGAAGACUCGUUGGAUGCCUUUAUGUCGUUGCUGAAGUCGCAGACGCUCCAAGACAAGGCGCAGAGAUCCAAACUUAGGCAGCAGCUCGCAACGCUCAUGCAAGAUCGCGCUCGCCUGGCGAAGCUAGCCAAUAUUGCCAAACCAGCCGGUCUUCCGCCCCUCACAAGUACCCUGGUCAAGCCUCAGGCAAAAGAUGGAGCAGCUUCCAUCAAGAAAGCACUUCCCAUGACUGGAUCCAUGAAAGGACAUCCUUCACGAAAGAGGCCUGUUUCUGCAACGGUCGUGCAACCAGCAGCUCCCGCUCUACAAUCCGCUACUUGCGAAGACGAGGAAGAAGAAGAGGACGACGAGGACAGUGAGGGCCAAGUAGAGGAGAAGCCUCAACAAAAUGCAGAUAAAGUUUCCGAGGCUGCGGACGAGCGAGGCGUUGAAAAAGGAAAGGAGCUGCCGAAGGACGAAGACAAGGUCACGUCACCGGAACCACAGAAGAGGAUCAUGGGCCCCGCUAGGCCACCAGGGGAUACGUUAACGUUUGCGAAACAGAAAACCGAAAGUACCAAGUCAGAAGAGUCAAAGAAGAAGGCGAAGUCUGGGGCCGCACAUUUCACCGAGAGCAGUGACGACUACAUCGGUUGGCUUCCUCCAGAAGGUCAGACAGGAGACGGGAAAACGCACCUCAACACGAAGUACGGAUACUGAGAGUUUUCCGGCUCCUUACGACGCCUGUGUAAAUACUGUAUCACGCGGAUUGUCGGACUCAUCAGCCAGAGACGGGGGUGGCGCGAGAGAAAGUCUCCUUAUUCUCAACGCAUGAUGACAACGCUUUCGGUUGGAUGUACAUAAACACUGUAUUUACAUUUCACGUAGGUGUAGGUGGCUGAUAAUGUAGGACGCAAUAAAGAGACGUUAAUUUGCA